AUGCCACGCUCGUUCUUGGUCAAGCGGAGGCAAGCGGCCGGAGCAGGCUGGACAUGGAGGGACAUGGAGACCACACACACACACACAGCAGCGGCUCACACACACACUAGUGUACAGCUGGAUUCUGACUGUACUCCUGAUGUCCAGAAACACACAGCGGCUCCGGCUGCAGCGGCUCUGGAGCGCCACAGAGGGGAUUACGGGAUGGAGAGACUCCCGCCACCACCGCCUGCUGCUUUAUCAUCAUCAGCAGCGCUGCACAAGCCACGGGACGCUGCCUCUGCCGGAUCCUCUGAGUUCCUCUGCUCCGUCUGCCAUAAGCUGUUCCCCCUGCAGCGUAUGCUGACCCGACACCUGAAGUGCCACAGUCUGAUCAAGAGACAUCCCUGCAGAUACUGCGGGAAAGGUUUCAACGACACCUUUGACCUCAAGAGACACAUGCGCACACACACAGGUAUCCGGCCAUACAGGUGUGAUCUGUGUGAGAAGGCAUUCACGCAGCGCUGCUCUCUGGAGUCUCACCUGCGUAAGAUCCAUGGCGUGCAGCAGCAGUAUGCGUACCGCCAGCGCCGCUCCAAGAUCUUCGUGUGUGAGGACUGCGGCUUCACCUCCAGCCGACCCGAUCAGUACUUCCUGCACGUGCGGCAGCAGCACCCCGGCAGCCCCGCCCUGCGCAGGUACUACCGAAAACACAUGCUGGAGGGCCCUGGACCCCACAACAUCGGCCCCUACAUGCUGUAUCCCAGCGCAGGACUCUACAUAUGA
Danio aesculapii is the source of this 765-nucleotide messenger RNA. RefSeq lists its product as uncharacterized. The record is from RefSeq and is a predicted model, not a curated record. Bases 1 to 765 code for a protein of 254 amino acids. The transcript has 4 exons. Gene Ontology annotation, cellular component: nucleus. Gene Ontology annotation, biological process: regulation of transcription by RNA polymerase II; epidermal cell differentiation. Gene Ontology annotation, molecular function: DNA-binding transcription factor activity, RNA polymerase II-specific; RNA polymerase II cis-regulatory region sequence-specific DNA binding. NCBI's taxonomy places the organism in Eukaryota, Metazoa, Chordata, Actinopteri, Cypriniformes, Danionidae.